CCCCGGCUCCGCCGCGCUCCUCCACUCCAGCAGGAGGCGGGAGCUGUCGCCACCGCCCCGCCGGGAGCCGCUCUCGCCCAGCGCCGCUUCCGGGCCGGGCCUCGGUUAUGGCGGCGGGCGCCAGGAAGGCCGUGUACCCGCUGUUCCAGCGGGGCGGCCCGCAGCUGCGGAUCUUCCGGCCCAACUUCUUCAUGCUGGCUGUGCGGCCCGGCGUGCCGCAGCCCGAGGACACCGUCCAGUUCCGCGUCUCCAUGGAAAUGACAAAAGUGGAUAUCAAGAAUUACCUUGAGAAAAUAUACAAUGUGCCGGUAGCUGCUGUGAGGACCAGGAUUCAGUAUGGUGCAAACAACAAGAGGAAUCACAAGAAUCAGAGAGUGAAGAAGCCAGAUUACAAGGUUGCCUACGUACAGCUGGGCCAAGGACAAACCUUUCAGUUUCCCAACCUAUUCCCAGAGAAAGAACAAGACACUGAAACUCGCUCUUUUGAUGACUUCAAGAAUAAAUACAUGGAGAGAGAGAAGCAGAGGCAGAAAGGUGACCCCAAACGAGGUGGAGUCCCCGACUGGUUUGGAUUUUGAUGCAACAAGCCAGCUGCCUUUCUUAGGCUCAGAGGGAUUUUGAUCAGCAGAACUUGCACUCUUCCCUUUUUGUAAUGACUGAAUGUUUAUUCUUGAGCAGCCCUUGCUAGCAUGUCUUUUUUCCUGGCUGUUUGUGCAUGACUAGAACAAAAUGGCCCUAAAGAAAUAAAAAGGUAAAAUAAAUCUGACUGCA
Messenger RNA from Phalacrocorax carbo (great cormorant), 771 nucleotides. NCBI's taxonomy places the organism in Eukaryota, Metazoa, Chordata, Aves, Suliformes, Phalacrocoracidae. The record is from RefSeq and is a predicted model, not a curated record.